AACGAAACAUCGAUCCAACAGUUGAUCUGCGCAGAAAAAAGCUCUCGUCGACAGACAUGGCGAAGCCGCCCGUCCCCAUGAUCAUCUCCACCGUGACCUACUGCUGCGGCGCCUGCGGGUACGACCUGAAGCUGAGCUCGCUGGCGCGGGACACGGCGGCCGGCGGCGGGAGGCAUCGCCGCCGGAGCGUGGUGGUCUUCGAGGCCAUCGACGACACGCGGUUCGGCCACCUGGACGAGUUCCGCUGCCUCGACGUGCGCUCGCUCCGCCUCUUCGCGCGCCGCACGCGGCUGCUCUGCCGCAAGUGCGGCGCCCACCUCGGCUACGGCUACCACGAGCACGACACCGCCGCCGACAGCAAGCCGCCCCGCUACCACAUCAAGAUCCGGGCGCUCCACCCCGCCUCGGACCCGGCGGCGCCGUCGGAUCCCGUGAUCUGAUCUGACGGCCCUGCCCGUAUUCUCUUGAUUUUCUCUCCUCUCGACGCGUUCGCGAAUCGCUGUCGCCCGCCGCUGUUACUUUCGCUCCUCCAUCCAAGUGGCUCCCUCGCUCCGGUUGCAUCUCAAGGAUUGCGCAGGCUGAUUGAUUGAUUGAUUGGGAUUGUUUUUCUUUCUCAUUUUUCACUCGGUAUAUAAAGUACAUGGCGAAAUUAUUGGUGUACAAAAUUCUGCAUUAUUGGUCUUGUUUUUCAUGACUUCUGUAUAUUAUGUUACUCCUAGCUAAAAGUCAAAAGUCUUGUUCUGCCAGC
This is a messenger RNA of Lolium rigidum, 748 nucleotides long. RefSeq lists its product as uncharacterized. NCBI's taxonomy places the organism in Eukaryota, Viridiplantae, Streptophyta, Magnoliopsida, Poales, Poaceae. The transcript has 2 exons. The record is from RefSeq and is a predicted model, not a curated record. The coding region runs from base 57 to 440 and encodes 127 amino acids.